CCAACGAUGGCAGGGGUCAACUUCAUAAGUGCGCCAGUUUGUCUUGGUGUAAAUAAUGUAAAUAAUCCAACCUACAAGUAUCCAUCCAAAUGCGCCAGAUCGACUCCCAUUGAACCGACGGAGAUGCCAGUUGGCCCUGCUCAAUCACGAUGGAGUCGUCAACAGCUCACCGUAAGAUCGAGCUGCAGUCUGCAGAAGACUUCACCUACCUGAUCAACAAUGUGCGACGCGCCGCCGCCGAUAGCAUCAACGCGGCGUUCCCGCCCGUCGACGGCGCCGAUGGCCACGGCGACGAACUUCGUACGCAAAUUGAGAAUCUGGUCAACGAGUACAUAACCCGAACAUUCACCCUCGCAGCCCCAAACCUAACAAUCAACGGCCUCCCCGUCGACGACCCUUCCCCCUUCCUCCUCCUCCCCCCCGCGGGGACCGCCGCGCUCUCGGCCGCGGGAGGGGGCCCGGAGGAGCGCCACGAGCCCUUCGACGGGCGGCGGCGCGCGCGCGUCGAGGACCUCGCCCGCGAGGAGGAGGACCUGCUGCGCGAGAUCGCCGCGCUCAAGAGGCGCGUCCCGGUCGCCGCCGCGCGCGACCGCGCCGAGCGCUUCCGCGCCGGCCUGCUCGCCGACGAGGACGCGCUCGAGUGCGCGAGGGCGAGGGCUGAGGCGGGGAGCCGGUGGGGGCGGCGGCUGGGCAAGGAGGAAGACGGGCGGGGGGGUGAGGAGGUGGAGGAGGGCGGAUCCGCCGCCCGCGCGGACGCCUUGUUGGAGCUCGGUCUGCUGGAGAGGCAGGAUGGGGUGGAGGGCGGGUUCGCGGGUGCCGUGGCGGCGUUGGGGAGGCUGAAGAGGGAGUUGCCGGCGACGGUGGCCAAGAUGGAGAGGGCGAGGGUUGCUGGGGAGUAUGUUAUCACCGAGAGGUGAAAGAUGGGAGCAAUAUCCCUCAGUCUCGGCUGGUUUGGGUGUGGCUGGCUUUUUUUUUGAGGGGCGUUUCGGUGUUCAAGGGGUCAAGGGAUGGUUGACGACUUUCGAGUCCUGGGUGCUGUUAUUAUAUCGCGAUUCCGCUGCCCAAUCCUUUACGGAGUGACGCAUGGUAUCCCGUCUAUAACUGUCUAUCUGGCGAGUGCUAAGAUGGCAAGACAAUCAAUCCCCUUUCAGGGACGACAAGUCGGGAAACCCAGCCACUGGUGAAAUUAAACGAUCAUGGGAACACUGCCCCUAAUCCACCCAGAUACCAAAGGACCCAGUCCUCGCUCAGUAU
Messenger RNA from Phialemonium atrogriseum, 1254 nucleotides. Its product is annotated as putative kinetochore protein. Gene Ontology annotation, cellular component: kinetochore; MIS12/MIND type complex. NCBI's taxonomy places the organism in Eukaryota, Fungi, Ascomycota, Sordariomycetes, Cephalothecales, Cephalothecaceae. Gene Ontology annotation, biological process: mitotic sister chromatid segregation. The coding region runs from base 150 to 917 and encodes 255 amino acids. The record is from RefSeq and is a predicted model, not a curated record. The transcript is spliced from 2 exons.